Molecule: messenger RNA, 6713 nt
Organism: Phyllostomus discolor (pale spear-nosed bat)
Lineage: Eukaryota; Metazoa; Chordata; Mammalia; Chiroptera; Phyllostomidae
Gene: ATP6V1C1
Product: ATPase H+ transporting V1 subunit C1
Exons: 13
Coding region: 244-1392 (382 amino acids)
Biological process (GO): proton transmembrane transport
Cellular component (GO): lysosomal membrane; vacuolar proton-transporting V-type ATPase, V1 domain
Molecular function (GO): proton-transporting ATPase activity, rotational mechanism
Source: RefSeq, a predicted model, not a curated record
GCGCGUAGGCGGAGCGGCGCGCGCUGCGGUCAGCUGACUGCUCCUGCUGGCACGUGACUUGCUCCUUGGACGCUGAGGACGAGGAAGCCUUGAGGCCGGAGCUUAGGUCUGGGAGGGAUGGAGCGCUGAGCCGUUAACGUCUGCCAGGCGGCCCGCCUCCGUACCUGUUAUCUGCUGCCAGUUCCUCGUCAGACACCUUCCUGGAAUCUCUCUUGAUUUUGGAAGAAAUACUGGAUAACAAACAUGACUGAGUUCUGGCUUAUAUCAGCUCCUGGGGAGAAAACCUGUCAACAAACAUGGGAGAAAUUGCAUGCAGCAACUACAAAGAACAAUAAUCUUGCUAUUAGUUCAAAGUUCAACAUUCCUGACUUAAAGGUCGGCACACUGGAUGUCUUGGUUGGUCUGUCGGAUGAACUGGCUAAACUGGAUACAUUCGUAGAAGGAGUGGUUAAGAAAGUGGCUCAAUAUAUGGCUGACGUAUUAGAGGACAGUAAAGACAAGGUUCAGGAGAAUCUCUUGGCAAACGGAGUUGACUUGGUUACUUAUAUAACAAGGUUUCAGUGGGACAUGGCUAAAUACCCAAUCAAGCAGUCCCUGAAAAAUAUUUCUGAAAUAAUUGCCAAGGGAGUAACUCAGAUUGACAAUGACCUGAAAUCUCGAGCAUCUGCAUAUAAUAACCUGAAGGGGAAUCUUCAGAAUUUGGAACGAAAGAACACGGGAAGUUUGCUAACUAGAAGCCUAGCAGAAAUUGUGAAGAAGGAUGACUUCGUUCUUGAUUCAGAGUAUCUCGUCACGUUAUUGGUCGUAGUUCCCAAGCUAAACCACAAUGACUGGAUGAAGCAGUAUGAAACACUAGCUGAAAUGGUAGUUCCAAGGUCUAGCAAUGUUCUCUCAGAGGACCAAGAUAGUUACCUUUGUAAUGUCACGUUGUUCAGGAAGGCAGUUGAUGACUUCAGACACAAAGCCAGGGAAAACAAAUUCAUUGUUCGUGACUUCCAGUAUAAUGAAGAGGAGAUGAAAGCAGACAAAGAAGAAAUGAACAGGCUUUCUACUGACAAGAAAAAGCAAUUUGGACCACUUGUGCGGUGGCUGAAAGUGAAUUUCAGUGAAGCAUUUAUUGCGUGGAUUCAUGUGAAAGCCUUGAGGGUUUUUGUUGAAUCUGUUCUAAGGUAUGGCCUGCCAGUGAACUUUCAAGCAAUGCUACUUCAGCCCAAUAAGAAAACAAUGAAGAGACUAAGAGAAGUAUUAUAUGAAUUGUAUAAACAUCUAGAUAGUAGUGCGGCAGCUAUUAUUGAUGCACCUAUGGAUAUUCCAGGCUUAAACCUGAGUCAACAGGAAUACUACCCCUAUGUAUACUACAAGAUUGAUUGCAACUUACUGGAAUUCAAGUAAAAACGAGCUCCUCCCAGACAGCCCUGUCCUUGUGUUGGUGUAAUAGCUAACAGAAAUAGGCUGAAGUAUGGCAGUACCUUUAACUCUGUUAUCCUUUGCUUGCUCGUGACCCCUUUUCCUAGGUGAACUCUCCCAUUGUAGUCCAUUUCUGAACAGUUUCUUUUUAAAGGGAAAUGUAUGUCUCGUUUCUUUUUAUUGAUCAGGUCUGUAAAUGUGUACUAAAAAGAAUCAGAGUCUAUUUAUAAACAGAAUAGUUUAUUUAAAGAGGUCUUUCCUCAUCGAUGUUGUGAUAGGCAUAAUUCCAUUUGUUACUAUUGUGCGCAAAAGCCUUGUUUACAAGGGAAUGGUAUAAACAUUUAUACCAUUUUGUUCACUGUAUUCAGUAGACAUACUGUUUAAUAGUUACUUGAUCAUGAUGUGAAGACAUGUGACAAUAUUCAGAUAUGUGCUUUCUGAAUGUUUUAAAUUAUAAUUGAUGAGCUUUGUGACACCCACAGGAGAGAAUAAAAUUACCUGUGCAAAGGUGUAUUGUGUGUAUAACUUCAGAAGAUUACAAUUCAGUUUGAGAGUUUGACAAGUGGUAUCAUAGCUAACUUCCUAUGCCACUUUUAGGGUUUUGUUAUAUAUGAGGUGUCUGACUUGUGUUAUGAUUUAAAUGUGUCAAAUUUGGAUCAGAGCACAAAUUUGAAGAUUAUUUUUCCACGCAUGAUAGGUAUUUCCAUUCGGACACUAGACUCAUAGUUCUCAAAUACAGCGUUGGCCACAAAGUUCUUUGUUUUUCUUCUGUAAGGUGGCUGUAGUAGCGCUGAGCUGUCUUUUUGACUUCAUUUGAAACACUUUUGUUAGCUUGUAUUGUGACAGCUGUCAUAUCAUCAGCAUGCAUUUAAAAAAAACUUGUCAAAAUUGGUGAAUUUUUGUAUAGCCAUUUUAACAUUGAAGAUGAAAGAAAAUAUGCAACAUUUUCAGCAUAUUAUGCUUUAUUAUUUCAAGAAAGGUAAAAACGCAACUGAAACACAAAAGAUUUGUGCAGUGUACGGGAAAAGGUGCUGUGACUGAUCAAAUAUGUUUAAAGUGGUUUGCAAAGUUUCAUGCUGGGGAUUUCUCGCUGGGUGAUGCUCCACGGUCAGGUAGACCAGCUGAAGUUGAUAGCGAUCAAAUCGAGACAUUAAUUGAGAACAGUCAAUGUUAUACCAUGUGAGAGAUAGCUGACAUAUUCAGAAUAUCCAAAUCAGUAAAAUUAUUGGUGAAAAUGAAAAACCUGUCUUUUAUUUUAUGGAAAAAACAAAACAGAUUUUUUGGCCAACCCAGUAAUUAGGAGGUAGGGCCAAUUUUGAAUGAAGUGUAGCAAAAUUAUGCAGCGUUAGUCAUUUGUUUAAGUAUUUUACACAUUUUAAGAUGUAUACUUAUAAGAGCCUUUAUUCUGACGUGUAUGACAUGGUCUGAAGCAGAAGCAUCGCUGGCCGUGAAGGUGCGCAUCAGUGACUAGUGCACGGCUUCCCGAGCGGGCUUCCGAGAGAGGGCUGGGUGGGCGUGCUGCCCUGCCCAGGCCCCCACUGCCUUGGGGGUGGGGCAGAGGAGUUUACCUUUUGUUUUAAGGGCUUUUAUAAGCUAUUCUUUAUUCUUUAGAAAGUUAGUCUCCAGACUCCUUUUUAUUUUGAAAGUAAGUGUUAACUUCCAACAAUACACACUUCUAAAGGUAAAACAUAAGAGAGGAGGCCUGCUCCCUGCCCCCACCGCCCACUCCCCAACCCUGCAACUUCUUCCCGAGGAAGUUGACGUGCUCCCCCAGGUCUGUCUCUGCUCCACAGCACGCAUCACACACACAUGUGCACACAGAGUUUAAUAAAAGUGACAACAUACAUAUGGUACAUACUCUGUCACCUUUUUGCUUACCAGUGUGCCCAAGACAUCCUUACCUGCCUGGAUAUCUGGAGCUGCCUCAUUCUUUUAACUGGCGACAUGGUUUUCCAUCAUGGGUUUGUGCCGUAAUGUACCUGACCGGGUGGAUAUUCAGUUGGUUCUAAUUUUUGCUGUUAUAAACACUGCUUUAGUAAACAUCCUUCCACAGACAUCUUAGUUUCCUUACUAGGAGAAGUAAGAUCCUGGAAGUGACAUUGGUUGGUCACAGGGUGUGUGUGUGUUAAAAGUUCUGACACAUACUGCCAAGUUAUAAUCUGUUCAUUUUAAUUCAAGACAUGUUUGGGAUGCAGAUUUUACUUUCAGUUUUCCUUUGGGUAAGAGGAAGCUGAAAAGUUUUCAUUUUGAUAUUAGGAAAUUCUGGUUCUCUGUCUUUCAUAAGUGUUCUUUGAGUCUUAGUAUCUGUAAAAGGGGUAUAAUCUCUCUCUCAUGGGUGAUGUGUUUUGAUGAUUAAAAGAUUUGUGUAGCCUAGCAAUGAUUUUAAGGUUUGAUUUAGACCUUAAUACUGCUUUUAAGAUUUCCUCCUUCUCUUUAAUCUUGGGUAAUGUAAUUAUGAUGUGCCUUGGUGUGUGCUUCCUUGGGUCCAACUUCUUUGGGACUCUCUGAGUUUCCUGGACUUCCUGGAAGUCUAUUUCCUUUGCCAGAUUGGGGAUGUUCUCCUUUGUUGUUUGUUCAAAUAAGUUUUCAACUUUCUGCUCUUCCUCUUCUUCUGGCACCCCUAUUAUUCGGAUGUUGGAACGUUUAGAGUUGUCCUGGAGGUUCCUAAGCCUCUCCUCAGUUUUUUGAAUUCUUGUUACUUCAUUCUGUUCUGAUUGACUGUUGAUUUCUUUGUUCUGGUCCAAACCGUUGAUCUGAGUCCUGGUUUCCUUCCUGUCACUGUUGCUUCCCUGUACAUUUCCUUUAUUCCACUUUUCAUAGCCUUCACUUUUUCCUCCAUUUUGCAACCAUACUCUGCCAGUUCUGUGAGCAUCCUAAUUACCAGUGUUUUGAGCUGUGCAUCUGAUAGGUUGGCUAUCUCUUUGUCGCUAGUUGUGUUUUUUCUGGAGCUUUGAUCUGUUCUUUCAUUUGGGCCAUUUUUCUUUUGUCUUUGCACACAAAUCACAUAGUACGGGACAGAGCCUUAGGUGUUCACCAGGGUGGGGUAGCCCAUGUCACUGCCUUGUGGCACUGUGUGUGGGGAGGUGUCUGAGAGGGAACAGUGUUGCUUGUUCAGCUCUCUGUCAGCUUUUAGUCACUUUCCCCACUACCCACAAGCACAUUGGACCCUUCUGGUGCUGAUUCCUGGGUGGGUGGGUUUGUGUACCUUUUAGGACCCUGUGGGUCUCUCCAACGAACUCUCCUGUGAGUCUGGGAGUUUCUCCUGCCACCUCAACACCCACAGGUUUUUUCAGAGGUUUUACAGCUUUAUUUCCCCGUACUGGAACCCUGGGUGGCGUGGUCUGUCUCACUUCCCAGUUGUUUCUCUUGGUUUAUCCACAUGCACAUAGGGGACCACCUGCUUCACCAUACACCUCCUCACCUACCCUGGUUCUCCAGCCCUGCUUUGCCAUGAGUUCCCUCCACCUGGCUGCUCAUCUCCACUCCUCCUCCCAGUGUGGAUGAAUGUUUCUUCUUUAACUCCUUGGUUAUCAGACUUCCAUACAGUUAGAUUUUCUGUCAGUUCUGGUUGGUUUUUGUUUUUAAAUUUUUUCUCCUCCUUUCGGUUGUGUGAGGAGUCACAGUGUGUCUACCUAUGCCUCCUCCAUCUUGGCUGGAAGUCUGCCCUUCCGUUCUACAUAAAAGCUUUGCUGGAUAGAGUAAUCUUGGAUGUAGGUCCAUGCCUUUCAUGACUUUGAAUACUUCUUUCCAGCACCUUCCUGCCUCUAAGGUUUCUUUUGAGGAAUCAGCUGAUAGUCUUAUGGGAACUCCUUUGUAGGUAACCAUCUGCUUUUCUCUUGCUGCUUUUAAGAUUCUCUCUUUUAUCUUUAACCUUUGGCAUUUUAAUUAUGAUGUGUCUUGAUGCUGUCCUCUUUGGAUCCAACUUGUUUGGGACUCUGUGCUUCCUGGACUUGUAUGUCUAUUUCCUUCUCCAAAUUAGGGAAAUUUUCUUUAAUUUUUCAGAUAAAUUUUCAAUUUCUUGCUCUUCUUCUUCUCACUCUGGCAUCCCUAUGAUUUGGAUUUUGGUACAUUUGGAGAUAACGUACCAGUGAUCUGGUACAUCCCAGAGUAUCCUUAUAGUAUCCACAUUUUUUAAAAAAUUAUUUUUUCUUCUUGCUGUUCUGGUUGAAUCCUUAUUCUUCCUUAUGUUCCAAAUCAUUGAUUUGAAUCCUGGUUUCCUCCCCUCCACUGUUGGUUCCCAGUCGGUUUUUCUUUACUUCACUCAGUGUAACCUUCAUUUCUUCUUUUAUGUUGUUGCUGCACUCAGUGAGUUCUUUGAGCAUCCUGAUCACCAGUGUUUUGAACUCUGCAUCUGAUAGCUUGGUUAUCUCUAUUUCCUUUAGUUCUUUUUCUGGGGUUUUGUUCUGCUCUUUCAUUUGGGCCAUACUUCUUUGUCUCCUCAAUUUGGUGGCCUCCCCGUAUUUGUUUCUGUGUAUUAGGUAGAGCUGCUUUGACUCUCUUAGUAACAUGGCCUAUUGUAAAAAGGCAACUGUAAAUUUUUUGGAGUGGAGCCUUAGGUUUUUGCCAGGGCAGAGCAAACCCACUUCACCACUUUGUGGCUGUAUGUCGGGGGAGGGCUCAGGACAGUGCCGCUGCCUGGCUUCUGGAGGUUCGCUCAGCACUUGCCCUGUUUCCAGGCACUUCACCCACUCUCUGUGUGCGACUGGCGCCCUCCCAGCUGUUGCCCUGGUGGUGAAUUCCCAACUGGGCGUUUGCAUAUGUGUUAAGUCCCUGCAGGCCCUUUAAGCCAAGUCUCCUGAAAAUCCAGCAAUUUUUUCUGCCACCCCAACCCCCACUGGCAUUUACAGCCAGAUGUUAUGGGGAUUUAUCUUCCUGGUGCUGGAACCCUAGACUCUGUGGUAUGGCCUGGGGCAGUGAUUGCUUGCUCCCAAGGGGUGUCUCCCAAUUUUCAUCCGCCAUAGGUGAAUGUGGGAUUGUCUGUUUGCUGCCCCCGCCUCUCUACCACAUUUCAUCUCCUUGCCUCUCCGCCGCUCCCGUCUGUUUGAUUGAAUGUGUCCUCUUUAAAUCCUUGGUUGUCGGACUUCCAUACAGCUCGGUUUUCUGACAGUUCUGGUGUUAACUUGUUUUGAGAUCUAGUUGUGAUCCUUUUCUAUGGUUGUUCGAGGAGGCGAAGCAUGUCUACCUAUGCCUCCUUCUUGACCGGAACCAUGUUGACCGGAAGUCUCAGCUGCCUUUAAAAAAACACAUGUCAAGGUUAAAAACCAUAUACCUAAAUAUUAUAGAAUGGCUACCCUUUCAAGGUCAUA